This is a messenger RNA of Etheostoma cragini (Arkansas darter), 1107 nucleotides long. Its product is annotated as complement C3-like. Gene Ontology annotation, cellular component: extracellular region. The record is from RefSeq and is a predicted model, not a curated record. The coding region runs from base 16 to 981 and encodes 321 amino acids. The transcript is spliced from 11 exons. Gene Ontology annotation, molecular function: protein binding. NCBI's taxonomy places the organism in Eukaryota, Metazoa, Chordata, Actinopteri, Perciformes, Percidae.
UUAUCUGUCUGACAGAUGGUGUCGCUGUAUUACGCUUUGCCCAAGGAAAAAGAAAGUGACUGUCAGAAGUUUCACUUGUCAGUGCAGUUCCUCCCAGAGAAAAUGGAUGAGGACAUAUACAAGCUCAGCAUAGAAGUUUUGUAUAAAGACAAGGACAGUGAUGCAUCCAUGUCAAUCCUGGAUAUUGGCUUGCUAACUGGCUUCACCGUUAACACAAAUGACCUGGACUUAUUGUCUAAAGGACGAGCCCGCAUUAUUGCAAAAUAUGAGAUGAACACAGUCCUGUCAGAAAGAGGCUCACUCAUCCUCUACCUGGACAAGGUUUCUCACACACGACCAGAGGAGAUAACUUUUAGGAUCCAUCAGAAGCUGAAAGUGGGAGUCUUACAACCAGCUGCUGUGUCUGUCUAUGAAUACUAUGACCAAACAAAUUGUGUGAAAUUCUACCAUCCAGAGAGGAAAGCAGGAAAGUUGCGGCGGCUCUGUACAAAUAAUGAAUGCACAUGUGCAGAAGAGAACUGCAGUAUGCAAAACAAGGACAAAAUCACCAAUGAUCAGCGAACAGCUAAGGUCUGUGAGACUACACAGACCAGCAGAAUAGAUUUUGUGUACAAAGUGAGACUGGACAAUUUUACAGAAGACUUGUCCACUGACAUUUUCACAGUGAAGGUACUCAAAGUCAUCAAAGAAGGAACUCUCGAUGUGGGUCCUCUAAAUAAACAGCGCACAUUCCUCAGUUAUCCCCACUGCAGGGAGUCUUUAGAUCUGGAGAUAGGUAAAACCUACCUUAUCAUGGGCACGUCCAACGAUAUUCACAAAGAUGACCAACAUCAAUCGCUUCAGUAUGGAUUUGGAGAGAGAACAUGGAUUGAGUACUGGCCCACAGAAGCAGAGUGUCAAACUGAGGAUCACAGAAUUACCUGUUUGGGCAUGGAGGAGAUGGUUAAUCAGUACCAACUCUUUGGGUGUCAGCAGAAGUGAAAUUCAAGAAAAGAAUUAUUUAUUUUAAAUUGUUUUUAUUUUGCAUAAUUCUUAUUAUGUCAAAAUGUCCCUGCUAUGGGAUAUGAGGGCUUACAAUGUUGCACUGUAUUACAAUGUAAUGGUAUU